This is a messenger RNA of Podarcis raffonei (Aeolian wall lizard), 2502 nucleotides long. Its product is annotated as transmembrane protein 178B-like. Bases 28 to 969 code for a protein of 313 amino acids. Gene Ontology annotation, cellular component: membrane. Lineage: Eukaryota; Metazoa; Chordata; Lepidosauria; Squamata; Lacertidae. The transcript is spliced from 4 exons. The record is from RefSeq and is a predicted model, not a curated record.
GAGGAGGCGGCGGCGGCGGCGGCGAAGAUGGCGGCCGCGGCUCAGGCGCUGAGUUGCUCCGGGCUGCUGCUGGCCGCCGCCGCCCUGGCGCUGCUGGCCGUGGCCAUCGGCACCGACUCCUGGUACGAGACGGACGCGCGGCGACACCGCGAGCGCUGCCGCGGCUACGGCCACAAGCGCAACGCCCACAGCAACAGCAACAACAACAGCGACCCGCCCGGCUCCAUGUCGGCGCCCAGCCCGCACCUGCCGCUCCGAGCCCGCCCGCCCAGGGCCCUGCUCCCCGGGCAAACCCCGCCGCCGCCGCCCUCGGCAGCGCAGCCGCUGCUGCUCCCCGGGGCCGCCGCCGUUGCCGCCGCUUUGGCGCUGGAAUCGCACUGCGGCCGCCGCUUCAACUCCACAGUCUCCGGCCUCUGGCGGCGCUGCCACCGCGCGGGCUUCGAGCCCGACAGCGAGGAGCUCAUCCAGAAAGGAGUCAUACAGCGUUGCACAUCUGUGAAGUAUCACUACACUUCAUCUUCCCUGCCACGCAACUUGCCUGUUAAUAUUACCAAUACUAUCCGCCAGGAUGAGUGGCAUGCCCUCCAUCUGCGGAGAAUGACAGCUGGCUUUAUUGGUAUGGCAGUUUCCAUCAUUCUCUUUGGGUGGAUCAUUGGUAUGCUGGGCUGCUGUAAACAGCAUGAGCUCAUGCAAUAUGUAGCUGGACUGCUCUUCCUUAUGGGAGGUACCUGCUGCAUCAUCUCCCUUUGCACAUGUGUGGCUGGGAUAAACUUUGAGCUGUCUCGUUACCCUCGCUAUGUCUAUGGGUUACCCGAGGACAUCAGUCAUGGCUAUGGCUGGUCCAUGUUCUGUGCUUGGGGAGGCCUGGGACUGACGCUUCUUGCAGGAUUCUUAUGCACAUUGGCCCCCUCUCUCAAUAGCCCCCGGACUGUCGUACAGAAACCCAGACAGGAAAAUGGUACUGUGUGAUGAGAAGGGAGCAAAGGACUCUAGCAAGCACAGGCCAGGCCAGGUCCGGCAGUGGGUUACUGCCAAUAGUGGGGGCAUCUGAAAUUCAUGAGGAAGGGAGGUUCCCACUGCAAACAAACGAAGGAGUUCAGCUGCUAUGUCAAAGACUCGGGGGGGACCCCUCCCUUCCUUCGAUUCUUCAGCCUGCCUGUCUGAUACAACCAACCAAAUCAGGUUAAUUCUUUAUUCCUGGCUUGCCUAAAGGGAACUUUUCUGUUAAAUAGGGUGUGUUGCUGUAGGAUCUGUGUACCAUUUAAGCUGAAUCAGAUUUCUGCUAGGAGCAGAAGCCACUGUGAAUUCCCUUUGGCGUCCUUGCGACUCCAGGGAACUCCAUUUCCAAGAAUCUUUGAGGACCAGUCAGAGGUAAAGACCAAAGGGAAAUCCAGCCAGUCUCAGUAUUCAUAGAAUCAUAGAGUUGGAAGGGACCCUGAGGAUCAUCUAGUCCAACCUGAAUAUGCAGCCGUCCCAUAUAGGGAUUGAACCCGUAACCUUGGUGUUACCAGCACCAUGCUCUAACCAACUUCGCUAUCCUACUGAUUCUCUUCUGCAGCAGGGACCUGAUGCUGUUACAGGCUUAACACAGCCUACUGCUUCAGCCUUUGACACCAGCUUAAGUGGGGGCUUUAUAGACAUUCAGACAGGAACAUUAGCAAGUUCUUCCUCUGGACCACACAGUAUCUAACCUAUGCCAGUUCUGGGAGCCAAAUAUGUAUAGCAGUAGCUCAUGAAAGGUUACUUCUGGGAUAACACAUAGGGAGUUAGAGCAAGCAGCGAAUAAAUGAGACUUCAGUGCUUGAGGAAUUCUUCCACGAAGGCAUCAGGCCUGAGUUAGUGUCAAGAUAACUCACACGCAUACAGAAAAGCAUUUUUGGGGAUGGCAGGGGUGGCUGAACCUAAUUAAGUUAUUUAGUCACGUGUGAUAUUCCUGCUUGAAGUAACACAAAGAACAAAACAACAGGUUUCUGGUUGAGGCAAGAAAGUGGACCAGGGCUCCCAUCCUAGAAAUGAUGUUGUCAUACCAACUGCUGUAAUAAGCAAAUGAGAUUUGCAAGCUGCUUCAAAUCCUUCCAGGCUGAGUGUAGAACUUUACCAUUUUGGAUAAUGAGCACAGAAACUUGAAAAGACAGCCCGCUUGGUAGCAUCCUCUUCUAACAGAAAAGGAAGCACUUUUUAUUAAAUGGACUCAGUACGCACGUGAACAACGAGAGCUGGGCCUAACUCAGGAACAUCAACAAUGGUGCUGAAGGGGAGGAACUGGUCUUUCCUCAUUGUACUCCUUUUCUGUCUCCUCAAAAGACUACACAGAAGCCUUUUUUGGAGGGCUGUUUACAUUGUAUUUUUAAGUGGCAUGUAAUUAAUAACUCAGUGCUAAAGUCAAUGUAUUUAUGGAAAGUGUGAUUUUUAAAUGGAAGUUGUAAGUUUCAAGAGGCAUUAAAUUAAAAGGCUUGGGUCCAGUGAGAAGCUGGAGAUUCUCAGCCUUUUGGAUCUCAUUAA